AUGACAUAAACGCAUUGAUGUUUUGGUUCUAUUGAGGUUAUUUAUUACUUACCUACUGAUUUUAUGUGAUUACUUAGUGUAUUAAUUAAAAUAAAGCUAGAAUUAACCUUUCGAUAAUUUAAAUUCAUAAAUUCCUCAACAAUGGAAGACAAUGAAGAAAUUGAUUAUGUUGCAUCUGAACACGACCGUCUCGUUAGCGCAAUAACCAAACUUGAUAAAACUCAGCAUAUUAGGGAGCCUACAAGGAAUGAGCCUACUAUUCAAAGUACGGAAUUCAACUUAAUUAAACGGUCGAGUAAAUUGAAACUUGAUAAUGUUGUUAAAGUUUUGGAAGACACCGCGCACCAUGUAAAGAUAGGUAAGAAGCUGAAGAAAAGUCAGGACGCAGAUAAAAUCUUAUCGAAACCGUUGGAAAAGCCUCAAGCUGCACGUAUUAAAAGGUCAACUGGUUAUGAAGAAACAAAGAAGAAAGUGGGCCGGUGGGACCCAGUUGUUGCUAGAAAUAGGACUGUAGAUUACGUUUCCUUUCCUAUAAAACACUUUCCGAGUAAAUUACAGCCCACAAAUGAUUUCUUAUCGAAACUUAAGCUAAAAUCUCCCUUGGAAAAGGAGUUGGAAGAGAUAGAUCCCCCUCCUGAAUCAAAAGAAGUAGUAGAAGAAGAACAGUUAUAUCCAAUGAGCUAUGAAGAAAUGCUUGAGCAUAGACAAAGCACAGCAAAGUUAAGAGCUCAACAGUCAUAUAAGGCUGCUAAAGAAAAGAGGCAAAGUAAAAUUAAGAGUAAAAAAUACCAUCGCAUCCUGAAGAAAGAAAGGCUCAAACACCAGUUAAAGGAGUUUGAAGAAUUACAAAUUAAGAAUCCUGAGGAAGCUCUCAAAAAGUUAGAAGAACUUGAAAAAUCUAGGGCUUUAGAAAGACACACACUAAGACAUAAAAACACAGGAAAAUGGGCAAAAAGCAAACUGGUUCGAGCUAAAUACGACAAAGAGGUAAGGCAACAACUAGCAGAACAAUUGUCUGUAAGUAGAAGCUUAACACAUAAAGCACAAGAUACCCAGAGUACUGAUGAUGAAGCAGAUGAUACAGAGAAUAUUCCAGAUGUAACUCUAGCACAGGACCCCUUAAACCCCUGGAUGAUGAAAAGUUCUGACAAGAGUAAUGUGGAUGAAGAGUUUAACUUUGGAUACAAGAAGUAUCUUAAUGAUAAAAUGUUCAAGCAAGCUGAGAUUGAUUCGGAUUCUGAUCAAGAAAAUUUAAAACAAACCCAUAAUCACAACAUUGAAUCGCCACUGGGACUUCUUCCAGAAAGUGAGAAAAGAUUAUAUAAUAUUGAUAAUCCAAAAGAUUCUAAAAAGGAAGAAAAGCCUGAUAAGAAGAAAAAUAAUAAUGUUAAAAUAGUAACACCUAAAUUAGUAGCUCAAAAUAGUGACCAAACCAAAAAAUUGCCAAUAAAGUCAAAAAAGAAGUCUAAAAAAAUAAUUGCAACUACUAGUUGGGUUGUUGAAGAAUUAGGUGUAACAUCAAAAUCAAUUAUCACACCAAUCGAAGAAGGAAAAGCAUCAGAAGAUAUUUCAAAUGUUUUUGAUAGAUAUGAAAACAAAGUUGUUGGACAAGUGGAGCAUAAAUUGAAAGAGUUAAGAAAGCAAAUUAGCAAGAUAGGUAAACAAUCAAAUCAGCAAAAUAAAGAGGUGACUGAAGAUAAGGCUGAACAUGAUAACCUUGAAUACUUGAAGUUAAAGAAACAAAAUCCUAAGCCCCAAAUUGAUGAGGAAUUAAUAGAAACACAUAAUGGUAUAGGUUUAAAGGAAAUCGAACCAUCUUUAUUAAACAUAAUUACACCAACAGAAAAUCCUUCACAACAAAAUAUGAACAUGGAUAUUGAUCCUACUAGAUUUAUUGAAGUGAAACCCAAGUUUUUAAACACAGCUGUUUCAAGAAGAGAAAAUUAUAUUGACGAUUUAGAUGAUGAUGAUGAACAAGUUGUCCCAAAGGUUGAUAUUGAGGAAGUUUUUGAAGAGGAUGAUGUUGUUGACAGCUUUAGACAAGAGAAAGAAGAUGAGAUAAAUCAAGAUAUACCAAAAGGUGUUGAUCUUGCCCUACCAGGAUGGGGUAGUUGGGGUGGUAAAGGUGUAAAGGCAACCAAGCGCAAAAGAAACAGGUUUAUAGGCAAACUACCUCCCAAGACAUCAAGACGUGAUGAAAAUAAAGGUGAUAUCAUUAUAAACGAGUUCAAAAAUCCUAAACUUGCUGCUCAUAAAGUGUCAAACUUACCUUUUCCUUUUACUAGUGUUAAGGACUAUGAAGCAUCUAUUAGGACACCUAUAGGUAAUACUUUUAUACCUGAGACAGCUCAUAAGAAACUUAUCAGGCCGAGUGUUAUUACUAAAGCAGGAGCCGUUAUAGAACCAAUGGAUGAAGAUGAACUACUUGUUAAAAAAAAUCGUACUUUUAAUAAUAACUCUAUUUUGAAGUUAUUUGCUAAGAAAUAAAAUCCAAUUAGUUACUUAACGUA
Pararge aegeria (speckled wood butterfly) is the source of this 2510-nucleotide messenger RNA. RefSeq names its product U3 small nucleolar RNA-associated protein 14 homolog A. The transcript is spliced from 3 exons. The coding region runs from base 142 to 2487 and encodes 781 amino acids. Gene Ontology annotation, cellular component: nucleolus; small-subunit processome. The record is from RefSeq and is a predicted model, not a curated record. Lineage: Eukaryota; Metazoa; Arthropoda; Insecta; Lepidoptera; Nymphalidae. Gene Ontology annotation, biological process: rRNA processing.